Paraglomus brasilianum is the source of this 266-nucleotide messenger RNA. The record is from the annotation of a GenBank genome assembly. Lineage: Eukaryota; Fungi; Glomeromycota; Glomeromycetes; Paraglomerales; Paraglomeraceae.
CUUCGAAGAAGCGAAAGGUUGAGGGCUACUUAGACAGUAGGACACAGAACAUCGCUGGAUACAAGAAAGAACCCCCUUCACAGUUAGCUCAACCAUCGGAAUUCUGCAAGUCACAGAUGCAAUGCUCUAAUCCUCCACAAAUACUAUGCCAUCAUCCUCCAGGAGCCAUGUCUAUACCUGUUACACUUAUGCAUCCAGUUUUUGGAAGAUUUGUGGACAACUGCAAAGAGUCAAAACUACUCAUGAAGACCAUGAAUUCAUUCUGA